CUAGGGUUUCUGUUGCGGAGGCGCCGGGCAGGAGAGAGAGGGAGGAGCGAUGGCGGACACCGAGGAUGUGGGCGCUGGCUCCGUUCAGCCGAAGAAGCGUACAUUCAAGAAGUUCUCCUUCCGCGGGGUGGAUCUCGAUGCGCUGCUCGACAUGUCGAAUGACGCGCUCGUGGAGCUCUUCCACGCUCGCGCCAGGAGAAGGUUCCAGAGGGGUUUGAAGAGGAAGCCGAUGGCGCUCAUCAAGAAGCUCCGCAAGGCGAAACGUGAGGCCCCGGCUGGUGAGAAGCCCGAGCCAGUGCGAACGCAUCUCCGGAGCAUGAUCAUCGUCCCAGAGAUGAUUGGCAGCAUCAUUGGCGUCUACAACGGCAAGACGUUCAACCAGGUGGAGAUCAAGCCCGAGAUGAUCGGACACUACCUGGGAGAGUUCUCCAUCUCGUACAAGCCAGUCAAGCACGGGCGUCCCGGUAUCGGUGCCACACACUCGUCCAGGUUUAUUCCUCUCAAGUAGAGGCUGAAAGGAGGAUGUUUUUGUAACGCUGUUUUGAGCUAUAUGCUAAGUUGAUUCUCUAAA
Molecule: messenger RNA, 571 nt
Organism: Selaginella moellendorffii
Lineage: Eukaryota; Viridiplantae; Streptophyta; Lycopodiopsida; Selaginellales; Selaginellaceae
Product: 40S ribosomal protein S15
Exons: 4
Coding region: 50-508 (152 amino acids)
Biological process (GO): ribosomal small subunit assembly; translation
Cellular component (GO): ribosome; cytosolic small ribosomal subunit
Molecular function (GO): structural constituent of ribosome; RNA binding
Source: RefSeq, a predicted model, not a curated record